This is a messenger RNA of Ipomoea triloba (trilobed morning glory), 2212 nucleotides long. Its product is annotated as vacuolar cation/proton exchanger 2-like. The record is from RefSeq and is a predicted model, not a curated record. Gene Ontology annotation, biological process: intracellular calcium ion homeostasis; calcium ion transmembrane transport. Gene Ontology annotation, cellular component: plant-type vacuole membrane. Gene Ontology annotation, molecular function: calcium:proton antiporter activity. Lineage: Eukaryota; Viridiplantae; Streptophyta; Magnoliopsida; Solanales; Convolvulaceae. The transcript is spliced from 12 exons. Bases 468 to 1793 code for a protein of 441 amino acids.
AUUGUCAGGCCAUAUCCCACCUGGCCACUUCCUCAACUUUUUUUCAAUUCUUAAUGCUCUGUUGAGAUUGCAAAAAUCAAAAUCAAACAUCUUGCGCUACUUCAAAGAAGCUUCCUUUGUCUUCCUUUCCGCCUCCACUCUCUGAAUUUUCCAUCUUUCUAUACAUACAUACAGUGUAUAUGAACCAGAAUGGUGUGGGCAUGAAAUUUUUGGUAUUAAUUUCGCUCGCAUGCUGUUGCUUGAAUAAUCCAAACCAGUGGGUCAGUUGAGUAUUCUCAUUUGCCUGCGGUUCUGAUAUGCUUUAUGUUUGGACAUCGUGACUAGAUUCAAUAGAUUGAAGUUAGCAGGUUUAACACUACAAAGGGGAGUGUUUUAUCUCUAUCUCUUAAAGGAGGGCUUAUUGUGUAAUGAUAUAGAAGUAUAGAAUCAAAGUUCUGUGUUUUCUGGACAUUAUAUGCAUUGUUGAGAUGGGAAGUUUUAAGAUGGGACGUACUGAGGAAAAGAUUGAUCUUGAAUGUGAUGAAGAGAUCCCUUUUAGCUCGUCUCCGGCAAGGAGUAAGAUGGAGACCUUGCAUUAUGAAACAUCUCAUAAUCACGUUGGAUCGCCUAGAAGUUCUUCGUCGUUGAGGUUCAUAAAGAAGAUGCAUCGUAUCAGCAUUCUCAGGAGUAUAUACAUUGUAAUCAUCAAAGCGAAGAUCAAUGUGUUGCUUCCUUUUGGACCCCUGGCAAUUUUGCUGCACUAUGUCACAGGGAAACAUGCUUGGGUCUUUUUCUUUAGUUUACUGGGCAUUACACCUUUGGCUGAGCGUUUGGGUUAUGCUACCGAGCAACUCGCAUUAUAUACAGGACCAACAGUUGGGGGCCUUCUAAAUGCUACUUUUGGAAAUGCAACUGAAUUGAUAAUUUCAUUGUUUGCGUUGAAGAAUGGAAUGAUGAGGGUUGUUAAACAAUCGUUGCUGGGUUCCAUUCUGUCGAAUAUGCUACUAGUGCUUGGAUGUGCCUUCUUCUGUGGUGGGAUUGUUCAUUACCACAAAGUCCAGGUUUUCAACAAGUCUACUGCUCUUGUGAGCUCGGGAUUACUAUUGAUGGCAGUCAUGGGCUUAGUCUUCCCCACAGUGCUUCACUUCACCCACACAGAGGUGCACUUUGGGAAGUCUGAGUUAGCUCUCUCGAGAUUUAGCAGUUGCGUAAUGCUAGUGGCAUAUGCCAGCUAUCUGUUCUUUCAGCUCAGGAGUGAAAGCAAUCUGUCCGGUCCAACUGACGAGGUGGGAGAAAAUAAUGCCGAAGAUUCUGAUGAAGAAGAGAUCCCUGAGAUACAGCAAUGGGAAGCUAUUGGUUGGCUUGCGAUUUUGACGCUAUGGAUUUCUGUUUUAUCCGGGUAUCUUGUUGAUGCCAUAGAGGGAGCAUCUGAGUCAAUGAACAUGCCUGUUUCUUUUAUAAGUGUCAUCUUGCUUCCGAUAGUCGGGAAUGCUGCAGAACAUGCAAGUGCGAUCAUGUUUGCGAUGAAAGACAAGCUUGACAUCUCGCUUGGAGUUGCAAUUGGUUCGUCUACUCAGAUAUCGAUGUUUCUGGUUCCGUUUUGCGUAGUUGUUGGAUGGUUCAUGGGAAAGGAUAUGGACUUGAAUUUCCAACUAUUCGAGACUGCUACACUUUUUAUUGCGGUUCUAGUGGUGGCGUUUAUGCUGCAGGAAGGGACGUCAAACUACUUUAAAGGUUUGAUGCUUAUCCUGUGCUAUCUCAUCGUUGCUGCAAGUUUCUUUGUACACAAUGAUCAAUCAAGCGAUCAAGUGUAGCAGCAUCUCCACGACGCCCCAAUCAAACGAAGUGCUUGUUUCCUGCGUAGGAAUAUGUUGUAACUGCUGAUUCUGAAGCGGCGUUGAGUUUGGAAUUCGGCCCACCAUAAUGAUGAGCCCGAACGUGGAGUGGGAUGGAGAAGCGCACUUUCGUCCAUCUCAAAUGCUUCGGGGGGCCAUUGUGCUGUUGACUCCAAAACAUUUUUUCCAUGUUGUAUCCCUGUUUACCAGAAAAAAAAAAUGGCAAUUCCUGUUUCUUCCCAACAAUGAAAAACAGAAAGGGGUGAAGAGGCAGGAUUUGCCACAGUUCUUUUUGUAUCCCCACAAAAAAAAAAAAAAGUGGAAAAACCAGACCUUAAUGUUAUAUUCUAUUCCAUAUUGAUUCUGGGUUUACAGGGCUAUUGCAGUGUUUGGUAGCU